Messenger RNA from Urocitellus parryii (Arctic ground squirrel), 855 nucleotides. Lineage: Eukaryota; Metazoa; Chordata; Mammalia; Rodentia; Sciuridae. The record is from RefSeq and is a predicted model, not a curated record.
AUGGCAUCUUCCCCUCCAUCCUCUGAUAGCUCGGUGUCCCUCCCCCUUGGGCAGGGAUCUGUGACCCUGCACUUCUGUCCUUGGGGUUGGAGGAGCAGAAGGCAGGAGUUGGUCCCACUGAGUGAYUCUUUGUUUGGAACAGUGAAUGGCACUACUGGAGAAGGCCUGUCCCUGAGUGUCUCUGAACGUCGCCAGGUCGCAGAGGAGUGGGUGACACAAGGGAGGAACAAGCUGGAUCAGGUGGUGAUUCACGUGGGGGCACUGAGCUUGAAGGAGUCCCAAGAACUGGCCCAGCAUGCAGCAGAAAUUGGAGCUGAUGGCAUUGCUGUCAUUGCACCUUUCUUUCUCAAACCGUGGAACAAGGAUGUCCUGAUUAAUUUUCUAAAAGAGGUGGCAGCAUCUGCCCCUGCAUUGCCAUUCUAUUACUAUCACAUUCCUGCCUUGACGGGGGUAAAGAUUCGUGCAGAGGAAUUGUUGGAUGGGAUUCAGGAUAAGAUCCCCACCUUCCAAGGGCUGAAAUUCAGUGACACAGAUCUSUUAGACUUCGGCCAGUGUGUUGAUCAGAAUCACCAACGACAGUUUUCUUUGCUCUUUGGGGUGGAUGAGCAACUGUUGAGUGGUCUGGUAAUGGGAGCAACUGGAGCAGUGGGCAGCACCUAUAACUACCUAGGAAAAAAGACAAACCAGAUGCUGGAGGCUUUUGAGAGGAAGGACUUCUCUUCAGCCCUGAACUAUCAGCAUUCCUGGCACACCUGCCCCCAUGGAAACCACCUCCCUCCCUUUUGCUUCACUUGUUUCAAACAGAACCUGUCCCCAUUGUCCCUGUCUGAUCAAGACAGGCCUCACAGGGAAUGA